Messenger RNA from Heterocephalus glaber (naked mole-rat), 5275 nucleotides. The record is from RefSeq and is a predicted model, not a curated record. Lineage: Eukaryota; Metazoa; Chordata; Mammalia; Rodentia; Bathyergidae.
UUUGACAAGAUGUCGGUGAAGGAGGGUGCACAGCGCAAGUGGGUGGCGCUGAAGGAGAAGCUGGGGCCGCAGGACUCAGACCCCACGGAGGCCAACCUGGAGAGCGCAGAGCCCGAGCUGUGUAUCCGGCUGCUGCAGAUGCCCUCCGUGGUCAACUACUCGGGCCUGCGCAAGCGGCUGGAGAGCAGCGAUGGCAGCUGGAUGGUGCAGUUCCUGGAGCAGAGUGGCCUGGACCUGCUGCUUGAGGCGCUGGCGAGGCUGUCGGGCCGCGGGGUGUCGCGCAUCGCCGAUGCCCUGCUGCAGCUUACCUGUGUCAGCUGCGUGCGCGCCGUCCUGAACUCGCAGCCAGGCAUCGGGUACAUCCUCAGCAACCAGGGCUACGUGCGCCGGCUCUCCCUGGCCUUGGACACAUCUAACGUGAUGGUCAAGAAGCAGGUGUUUGAGCUGCUGGCCGCCCUGUGCAUUUACUCACCUGAGGGCCAUGCGCUGACACUGGAUGCCCUGGACCACUACAAGAUGGUGUGCAGCCAGCAGUACCGCUUCAGUGUCAUCAUGAGUGAGCUGUCCGACAGCGACAACGCGCCCUAUGUCGUCACCCUGCUUAGCGCAGUCAAUGCCAUCAUCCUGGGCCCCGCAGACCUCCGCACCCGCACCCAGCUUCGGAGCGAGUUCAUCGGGCUGCAGCUGCUGGACGUUCUGAACCGGCUGAGGGACCUGGAGGAUGCCGACCUGCUGAUCCAGCUGGAGGCCUUUGAGGAGGCCAGGGUGGAGGACGAGGAGGAGCUGCUGCACGUGUGUGAUGGCAUCAACAUGAACAGCCACCAGGAAGUCUUCACCUCGCUCUUCCACAAGGUGAGCUGCUCCCCAGCAUCGGCCCAGCUGCUGUCUGUGCUGCAGGGCCUCCUGCACCUGGAGCCCUCAGGCAGCUCCGGCCAGCUGCUCUGGGAGGCCCUGGAGAGCCUGGUGAACCGGGCCGUGCUCCUGGCCAGCGACGCCCAGGAGUGCACCCUGGAGGAGGUGGUCGAGCGGCUGCUGGCUGCCAAAGGGCGGCCCCGUCCGAGCCCCCAGGACCGGGCCCACAAAAGUGUCCAGGCUGACCUCGACCGGAGCCAGAGGGACAGGCCUCCCAAAACCAUUGCCCCUGGGGCUGUGGACACCCCGCAGCCAGCAGUGGCUCCUGCCUGCCAGCAGGUGGCCAGCACCCAGAGCUCCAACGUGACAGCCACACAGCCGGUGGCCCCCCAACAGCGGGCACCCCGCCCGCCCCCACCUGCACCUCCUGUCCUGGGCCCCACUCCCGAGCCCUCAUUACACCCCAUGCCAGGCCUGGGGGCUGCGUCUGCCCCAGUGCCCCCCCCUCCCCCCCUGCCCAGCCUGGGGAGCCCGUUUUUCUCGGCACCCCCACCUGCACCCCCUUUGCCUGGCUGUGGCAGCGCCCUGCCCCCACCUCCUCCUCCACUUCCGGGCACAGGGUGUCCACCCCCUCCCCCUCCCCUGCCCCCUGGAGUGGGCUGGGGCCCCGGCAUCUCUGGGCUCCCCAUGGCAGCUGGCAUGGAGGAGGUCAUUGUGGCCCAGGUGGACCACGGCCUGGGCUCCACCUGGGUCCCCAGCCACCGCCGGGUGAACCCCCCAACGCUGCGCAUGAAGAAGCUCAACUGGCAGAAGCUGCCAUCCAAUGUGGCCCAAGAGCAAAACUCCAUGUGGGCCACGCUGAGCGGGCCGGGCACCCAGCAGGUGGAGCUCGACUUCUCCAGCAUCGAGCGCCUCUUCUCCUUCCCCACCGCCAAGCCCAAGGAGUGCACCACCGCCCCCACCAGGAAGGAGCCCAAGGAGGUUACUUUUCUGGACCCCAAGAAGAGCCUGAAUCUCAACAUCUUCCUGAAGCAGUUUAAACGCUCCAACGAGGAGGUCACUGCCAUGAUCCGGGCCGGAGACACGGCCAUGUUCGACGUGGAGGUUCUCAAACAGCUCCUGAAGCUACUGCCAGAGAAGCACGAGAUUGAGAACCUGCGGACAUUCACAGAAGACCGAGCCAAGCUGGCCAGCGCCGACCAGUUCUACGUCCUCCUGCUGGACGUCCCUUGCUACCAGCUGCGGAUCGAGUGCAUGCUGCUCUGUGAGGGCACGGCUGUCAUGCUGGACAUGGUGCGGCCCAAGGCCCAGCUGGUGCUAAACGCCUGUGAGAGGCUGCUCACCAGCCACCGGCUGCCCAUCUUCUGCCAGCUGAUCCUGAAGAUCGGGAACUUCCUCAACUACGGCAGCCACACGGGGAACGCUGACGGCUUCAAGAUCAGCACUCUGCUGAAGCUCACAGAGACCAAGUCCCAGCAGAGCCGUGUGACCUUGCUGCACCAUGUGCUGGAGGAAGUGGAAAAGAGCCACCCAGACCUCCUGCAGCUGGCUGGGGACUUGGAGCAGCCAUCCCAAGCAGCAGGGAUCAAUGUGGAGAUCAUCCGCACAGAGGCCAGUGCUAACCUGAAAAAGCUGCUGGACACAGAACGGAAGGUGUCCGCCUCAGUACCCGAGGUGCAGGAGCAAUACAAGCAGCGCCUGCAAGCCAGCAUCACCACCUGCCAAGAGCUGAACUCGGUGUUCGAGGCCAUUGAGCAGAAGAAGCUGGAGCUGGCAGACUACCUGUGUGAAGACCCCCAGAAGCUAUCUCUGGAGGACACGUUCAGCACCAUGAGGACCUUCCGGGACCUCUUCACAUGUGCCCUGAAGGAGAACAAGGACAGGAAGGAGCAAGUGGAGAAGGCAGUGAGGAGGAAGCAGCAGCUGGCGGAGGAGGAGGCACGAAGGCCCCAGGGCGGGGACAGGAAGCCUGGGAGGAAGGCGCCUGGGAGGCAGGAGGAGGUGUGUGUGAUCGAUGCCCUGCUGGCGGACAUCAGAAAGGGCUUCCAGCUUCGCAAGACGGCCCGUGGCCGAGGAGACGCCGAAGGGCUCAGCAAGGUGGCCGCCGUGGACCCCGUCAGGCCCCGGGAGCCUGCAGCUGCCAGUGACACUGCGCAGGGCCCCGCAGGUGGCACAGGUUGCCCUGCCCCGGAUCUGGACCUUCGCGUCACAGUGACCAGUGAGCCACAGGGCUGGGACCUUGGGGAUGCUGUGAGCCGCAGCCCGGUGCCCCCUGGGGAGGAGAGCGGCCUACCACGCCUGGAGCGGCGCUCCUCCUGGUAUGUCGAUGCCCGUGAUUUUCUGGAUGCCGAGGACGCCCUGAACGUCUGCCCCUCCAAGGAGGCCUGUCCGGUGGCCCUGGGAGACUCACAGGCCCUGAAGCCUCUGCAGUUCUCCAUCGAGAAGCCCCUGGGAUCACAGAGUUCAGGACCCCAGGAUCACGAGAACCCUAAGGCCUCCCAGGGUGUCCACCAGGCCAAGGCAGACAGCACAAGCCUGGCACCAGAGGACAUAGGACCGAGUGGGGAUGAGGACAGGGAGGACACAGCCCCAGAGUCUGCACUGGACACAUCCCUGGACAAGUCCUCUGAGCACGCAGUGACAGACUCGUCCGGGUCUGGCACCCUCCCCAGGGCCCAGGCCUGGGGCCGGGCCUCAAAGGGCUCCAGCAGGCGGAGGAAGAAGCACCCCUCCAGGAGCCAGGAGGCAGAGCUUGCCCCUGGUUCUGAUGAUAAUAAAACAAAAAGGCUGUGUGUGGUCCAGUGAGGUGCCUCCCAGCGAAUGUGGACAGGACCACCGGGGGCCAUGUGGCCUGAAGGGCUGAGGUGAAGCCAGGCGCCCCAUGAGAGGUCAAGAGGGCCUGACCCCAUCUGAGCUUGGCGAGAGCUCAGGGCCCACUUGGCGCCCUGCCCCUCCUCACACCAGGCUGAGGCUCCGGCAGGGGCACAGGGAUGAGGUCUGUGGGAGUGGGGACGGGACCCGAGGGCCUUCCACUGAGCUAUGCCCCCAGCCCUUCUUAUAUUUUAUUCUGAGACAGGUAGGUACCAGGUACCAGUCAGUCAUUAGGUUGCCCAACCGGACUCUGAUCUCUCCGGAGUGCUGGAUGACAGGUGUACCGCCUGGCUGAGGACUGAUAGCUAUGCUUGGCGCUACUGUUAUGGCCUGAGCCUUUGCCCCUGGCUUGGUUUCUGGUCUUGGACCCUGAUCUGAAGCCCUAGCCCAUUUUCUUGAAGGGCUGUGGCAUCCCCUGAGGUGGGAAUGUGGCCUCGGAGCCCUCCAGCAGCUGUGCCCGGAGUGGGGACAAUGGUGUCCUGCUGCCUGUGGCAUGGAAGGCCACGUGGCCACCGUCCUGUAAUAGGUGCUGGGCCCAGUGCCACGUGUGCCCCACCCUUGGGGUCACCUCGGGGAGCGGCCAUCUGGGUGGCCACAGGCAGGGGAAGAAACCCCACUGCCUGUCUCCUAGCUUCUCUUUUGGACAGACCUGAACUCAGCAUCUGAGAGAGAUCAGAGCAAACUGCACCAUCUCCCUGGAAUUGCAGACCUAACAGAAUUGUUCUCCCCUGGCAGCUCUGCCCCAGCUCUAGACCCUUGCAGGGUCACAAGGAUGUCCUGAUGCUUGGCCCUAGGCCCAUCCACAGGGGACUCUGAAGGCCAAGGCGAGCGUGCAGGCCACUUCAGCCACGCCACAGAGUGCUCUGAACUGAGCCAUGUGUGCAGCUGUCCAGCAGUGCCAUUGUGGCAAAUGCAUGGUGUUUUGGGAAGUCCUGUCCACAACCCCACUAAGUGGCUGUGGCACCUUGCAGUGUCCUCUGUACAGCAAGUCUGGCUGCUCUGUGUCUCUCUGACUGGUGGCCUUGCAGCCCCUGCCCACCUUGGGCCUGGCCCAUCCCCGUUCCUGUCAGAGGGCUGGCGCUGAAAUCCCACCUGCUGUGUUCUCAGCAGUUUUUUGUUUGUUGGAACUGGGGCUCAAACUCAGGACCUUGUGCUUGCUAGGCAGAUGCAGAGCCCCUGAGCUCCUUCCCCAGCCCUCUAUGAAGUUUGUUUCUGCUAGUAUUCUGCUGCUUUGGGAAAGAGGUUCUCAAACCCAAGCCUGCCGCAUCCCCCACAGACCCCAGGACUCAGGCACCAGGAUGGUGACAGGGCAGACUCAGGGAGCACAGAGCGUGCUGGGCAGAGGGUCUGCAGAGCCAGCCAGGCGUCCUGGUAAAGGCCCUGGUCCUCUGUGGGUGGAGACAGCGGGCAAGAGCUCCAGCCCGAGAGGCCCGGUGGGCACCACAGUGCAGACAGUGGGCGUGGGUUGGAGAGCCUGUAAUCACUGGGCCCUGGGGCGCAGGGACCUGGAGCCGUCCCCAGCAGGUCUGCCGGUGAUGUCCCUUCCUCUGCU